Molecule: messenger RNA, 576 nt
Organism: Entrophospora sp. SA101
Lineage: Eukaryota; Fungi; Glomeromycota; Glomeromycetes; Entrophosporales; Entrophosporaceae
Source: the annotation of a GenBank genome assembly
AUGAGACUAAUUGAAGAGAAUAUUAAGAGACAUCCAGUUGAUCAAGACCCAUCAAUAAUAGAAAAAUAUGACAAAAAAUUAAAAUUAAUAGAAGAGAGUAAAUCAUUAAAAAACAAAAUUCGUGAAGCAGAAUCGAUUCUCCAACUUGAUGAGCUUAAAAAAAGAAAACGUUUAUUACGUAGAAUGGGUUACUUAUCGGAGAGUGACGUGGUUGAGUUCAAAGGUAGAAUAGCAUCUGAGAUCACAUCGGGGGAUGAAAUAGUUUUAACAGAGCUGUUGUUGAAUGGUGUUUUCAAUGAUUUGUCGGCUGAAUCAGCGGCUGCACUACUUAGUUGUUUUGUGAUUGAUGAGAAAGUGGAUGAAAUGGACGUUAAACUUCGAGAAGAAUUCAAUACGCCAUAUAGACAAGUUUUAGAAACAGCUAGAAUUGUGGCCGAGAUUACUGCAGAAUGCAAUAUUGCUAUUGAUAAAGAAGAAUACUUGGGAAGUUUUUCACCUGUAUUGAUGGAAAGUGUAUUUGCUUGGUGUAAUAAUGCGUCAUUUUUAGAGACAUGUAAAAGAGAAACAUUGAAUUAG